AUGCACUGUGUGGUGGAAAGGUGGCUUCCUUCUGAAAACAUCCUUUGGGGAGUGCCUUUGGUCCUGGAGAGGAGCACGUCAAAAGAGACAGUCACAGGCAGUUUCGCAUCCUUCAUCCACGGCGCCCGCCCUGAUCACCUCUCGGAUGUGGUUCACCAUCGGAGCAAGAGAAUGAUCCUCGACAGCAUCGGGGUGGGGCUGGUGGGCAGCACGACCCACGUCUUUGAUAUUGCUUUGCGGUAUUGUCAGACAUACUCUCCCAGCCCCAUCAGCAAUGUCUAUGGAAGGAAAGGCCUCAGGCUGGCUCCUGCUCUGGCUGCCUUUGCCAACGGCGUGGCGGCUCAUUCGAUGGACUUUGACGACACCUGGCACCCGGCUACUCACCCUUCUGGAGCUCUGGUGCCGGCUCUCCUUGCAGCCGCCCAGAUGCUGCCAGCAGCCUGCAGACCCAGCGGCCUCGACUUCCUGUUGGCUUUUAAUGUGGGCCUUGAGGUGCAAGGAAGGCUCCUGCGCUUCUCCCGCGAAGCUCACAACAUCCCCAAGAGGUUCCAUCCUCCCUCUGUGGUUGGCACCAUGGGCAGCGCUGCCGCGAUAGCCAAGCUCCUCUCCCUGGAUGCAGCCCAGUGUGGCCAUGCCCUGGCAAUCGCAGCCUCGCUGGCAGGGGCACCCAUGGCAAAUGCUGCCACCUCGGCCAAGCCCUUGCACAUUGGCAACGCCACCCGCCUUGGCCUAGAGGCGGCACUCCUAGCGGCCCGUGGGAUGGAGGCCAACCCACUCAUUUUGGACCAUGUCCCCGGCUGCGCUGGCUUCAGUGCUUUCUAUGGAGACUACCAGCCCAGGCCACUCAACCUGCUGGCCAACAGCCACUGCAUGUUCCUCCUGGAGAAGCAGGACGUUGCGUUCAAGAGCUUCCCGGCCCACUUGGGAAUGCACUGGGUGGUGGAGGCUGCCCUCUCGGCCAGGAAACUUUUGAUCCAUGACCCCAGCUCCUCCCUCUCACCCUCUACUAUCCACACCAUCGUCCUGAGAGUCCCACCCUCCAAGUACAUUAACAGGCCCUUCCCUGAAUCCGAGCAUGAAGCCAGGCACUCGUUCCAGUUCAAUGCCUGCACGGCCCUCUUGGACGGGAACAUGGGCAUCUCUUCUUUUGAGGAGGGCAGUGCCGGCCGCCAGCAGCUCAAGCAACUGCUCUCCAAGGUGGUGGUGGAACACCCAGAGGACAACGAGGACAACUUUGACAAGAUGUAUGCUGAAGUGGUGCUGAUCCUGCAGAAUGGAGACAUGCUCACUGGCCGAUGCAACACUUUCUAUGGGCACUGGAGGAAACCUCUCAGUAGAGAGUCCCUCCUGAGGAAGUUUCGGUCCAACGCAUCUCGGGUGCUUCCAGAAGACAACAUAGGCAGCAUUGUUGAAACAGUGGACAACCUCGAGAACCUCUCAGAUAGUUCCUUGUUGGCUUCUUGCUUGUAA
Rhineura floridana is the source of this 1470-nucleotide messenger RNA. RefSeq names its product cis-aconitate decarboxylase-like. The record is from RefSeq and is a predicted model, not a curated record. NCBI's taxonomy places the organism in Eukaryota, Metazoa, Chordata, Lepidosauria, Squamata, Rhineuridae. Gene Ontology annotation, molecular function: lyase activity. The transcript has 5 exons. Bases 1 to 1470 code for a protein of 489 amino acids.